AUGGAGGGUCAGGAGCUGCCUUAUGUGCUCAUUGACUGUAUAGGAGGGAAGCAUGGAGUGUAUGAAGACCACAUUGAAUUUCUGGAGAAACAUUUUCAUCUCAUCACCAUGAAAGAAUAUCUUGAAAACAAGAAAUUUCUCAGUGAAAAGAUCAGAGCUAUUUAUAUGUGGUAUCACAAACCAGUUAUUAAUGAAGAGCUGCUCCAGAGCUUGCCUAACUUGAAGAUAGUUGCAAGCUCUGGAGUGGGAAUAGAUCACUUGGACCUGCACCUCCUCUCCAGCUAUGGUGUGAAGGUGGCCAACACUCCGUUUGCUGUUUCCACUGACACUGCAGACUUUGGGAUGGCUUUGAUGCUGGCAUCUUCCAGGAGACUUGUGGAAGGCUAUCAGAUGGCAGUCUCCCCCAACACAGAGUAUUUCCCUGCGGACUGGCUGGGGGCUGAGGUUUCUGGGGCGACCCUGGGGAUUGUGGGGAUGGGAACCAUUGGAUACAAAGUGGCCCAGAGAGCCAAAGCCUUUGAGAUGAAGAUUUUGUACCACAACAGGAAUCGGAGAAACAAGGAAGAAGAAAGUGCUGUUGGAGCUGUUUACUGCAAGAAGAUAGAUGAUUUGCUCCAGCAGUCAGAUUUUGUGUUGCUGUCUGUGACCCUGACUCCACAGACACACAAGCUGAUUGGGAAGAGGGAGCUGGAGCUGAUGAAACCGACAGCUACUCUCAUAAAUAUCAGCAGAGGUCUGGUUGUGGAUCAGGAUGCUUUGGUGGAAGCCCUUCAAAACAAAGUUAUUAAGGCAGCUGCUCUGGAUGUGACAUAUCCUGAACCUUUGCCAAGGGAUCACCCCUUAUUAAAGCUGAAAAAUAUUAUAAUAACUCCUCACAUUGGAAGUGCCACCAAAAAGACACGCCGCCUGAUGAUGGAAAACAUGACAGAAAGCAUACAAGCAGGUCUUACAGGUGUUCCUAUCCCUAAUGAAGUAUUACUGUAAAGUGGCCUGUAUUUAAUGUUAAUGUCAUUAGUGUUUGUCCUGGUGUGAGGAAACAGUAGUUUGAUCACUCUUCAUGUAAUUAUCCCAGGUGUGUAUAUACAGAUAAAAUUUA
Messenger RNA from Nestor notabilis (Kea), 1096 nucleotides. Its product is annotated as glyoxylate reductase/hydroxypyruvate reductase-like. Bases 1 to 984 code for a protein of 327 amino acids. The transcript has 5 exons. The record is from RefSeq and is a predicted model, not a curated record. NCBI's taxonomy places the organism in Eukaryota, Metazoa, Chordata, Aves, Psittaciformes, Psittacidae. Gene Ontology annotation, cellular component: cytosol. Gene Ontology annotation, molecular function: NAD binding; glyoxylate reductase (NADPH) activity; hydroxypyruvate reductase [NAD(P)H] activity.